This is a messenger RNA of Linum tenue, 419 nucleotides long. The record is from the annotation of a GenBank genome assembly. NCBI's taxonomy places the organism in Eukaryota, Viridiplantae, Streptophyta, Magnoliopsida, Malpighiales, Linaceae.
AUGGCCAAAGCCAAGAAAUCCCUCCUGCUGGCCUUCGCUUUCCUUCUCCUGAUGAUUUCCACCGCCCAAAGCACGGCAUGCGUACAAACCUGUAAUAAGGCUGUCCAGGUGAAGAAGCACGACAGCUGCGAUGGAGUUGCUGCGACUUUUCGCAUGAGCACGACCAAAUUCCUUUCUUUCAACCCAAAUUUGCCUUGCAGGCGUCUCUUCGUCGGUCAAUGGGUUUGCGUUGGAGGCGUAGCGUGUUAAUCGGGAUUCAGAUCCUUAUACCAAUGGGGCGGCUCAUGAAUAAUUAAUAACCACAGUGUGUGUGGUCGUGCAUGUUUCCAUUUAUGUCAUAUUUCCUUUUCUCUAUUUCCACUUUCUUGUAACUGCACACACAAACCCGGCCGGCCUGGUUUCUUUUAGUUGGUUGAAUA